Molecule: messenger RNA, 7872 nt
Organism: Lytechinus pictus (painted urchin)
Lineage: Eukaryota; Metazoa; Echinodermata; Echinoidea; Temnopleuroida; Toxopneustidae
Product: E3 ubiquitin-protein ligase listerin-like
Exons: 30
Coding region: 319-6117 (1932 amino acids)
Biological process (GO): rescue of stalled cytosolic ribosome; ribosome-associated ubiquitin-dependent protein catabolic process
Cellular component (GO): cytosol; RQC complex
Molecular function (GO): ubiquitin protein ligase activity; ribosomal large subunit binding
Source: RefSeq, a predicted model, not a curated record
GCGUACGUACGUAAUAAUUAUCACGUACGUACGUAAUAAUACUGCGUACGUACGUAAUAAUACUACGUACGUACGUGAUAAUUUUUUUUUUUUUGGUUGUCAAAAAUGUCCGGUUUGGGGCUUCGUAUGAUUUCAUUGAGGUUUUGCAAUAAUAUAACGAAGCAAUCGUUGCGUAAUCGCAGUUGUCGGCUGUCCACGCAUUGCAUGCAGUAAGCGAAUUGUUAACACUCAGGAAAGGUGGAAUCUUUUGUCUUUUAAUCGUGUAAAUCAUACCUAAAAUAUUUCCAACCAUUCAUAUCAACAUACCAUGCAUUGAAUAUGUCUAAAAAGCAGAAACAACGGACUAAAGGCAAUGUUCGGCCCUCAAGCAGUGGCCAGGCUGCUGAGCUGCUGGCCAAAGAAGGCGGUGGUCAUGUCGGAUUCGUUGGCUUUGGAUCGAUGUCUGGUGACCUUGGGUAUGUGCCAACCAGCGUCGGAUUCGAAGACCAGGACGCCGGUCUGGACACUGACUUCAGGAUGGUGCUUCGGAAGCUCAGCAAGAGGGAUGUAGUCACUAAACUCAAGGCAAUUCAAGAAUUCCAGGGACUUUGCUCUGAGAAGGAAGAAGAUGCUAUUGUAUCCGUACUGCCACACUGGCCUAGGCUCUAUAAUAGACUCUCAAUGGACCAUGACAAGCGGGUGAGAGAGGCUACCCAGCAGAUGUUCAUCAAGGUGGUCAGCCGGGUCAAACGUAACCUUGCCCCUCACCUCAAGGCCAUCAUGGGGUGCUGGUUGAUGGCUCAGAAUGACCCUUACGCCCCUGCAGGGUCAAGUGCAAGGGUUGCGUUCAGGACAGCUUUCACGUCGCCAGAGAAGCAGGGCAAUGCAGUGGCUUUCUGCAAGACCGAGGUGCUUCAGCUUUACAAGGACAAUCUGUUCAAGGAAACUCCUGAGACACUCAGUGAUCCAAAGUCAUUUUCCAAAGAGGAGCAGACUGAGAAGUACCUGAGAGUGGUGAGCUCAUCUCUGCUUGCUCUCAGAGAGUUUGUCAGUCUCUUACCACAGGGACAGCUGGAAGGGAGCAAGGAAGAACUGAGCACCAUUCUUUCAGAAGACAGACUCUGGAAGUAUGUCAAGCAUCAGUCUCCAGAGAUUCGUGGUGCUAUGUACAGUUUACUAGGAACCCUCUGUAGCAUGGUACCUUCUAUCCUGACCCCCUACCUCCCCAAGCUUUGCCCAGCCCUCUUGGCUAGCAUGAAUGAAACAGACCCAUUGACCGUUGGGCCACUCUGGGAUGGCAUUCUUAGACUCAUCUCCUGUGAUCUAGAUUGUUGGAGGUUUGUGAACAUGAGGAAAGCAGUCCUUCCCAAGCUAUGGUCUGUCCUUCGUCACGGGGGUAGCGGAUGCGCCACCACCAUAUACCCACACCUCCUUCCGCUUCUCAGUCAUCUACCUCACGAGGUCAAAGGUCAAGAUGAGGCCUUCUACAGGGAAUUCUUCAACAACUUCAGGGAAGGACUUAGUUGUAAGAGUGUUAGUCAGAGCAGCAGUGAGAACACAGCUGUUCUGAAGUCUUUCAUGGAGUGUCUUAGAUACAGUAUAGCACAGAAUCUCUCCAGUGAUAACACAUCUGUUCACACCCAUCUUAUUGAUCAACAGCUUAUGCCUCUUCUGAAGUCCUCUUUGAGUGAAGAAGGCAAGGCAUGGAGUGUGGUGACCAUUUAUCAGCAGACCGGUGCCUUGCUUAACUACCUUUAUAAGCAGAAGGAUGAUGAGGAGAAGGGGUCACCUGCUCAACAGGUUUUGGAGUAUCUGUGGUCAUGCAUCUCUGCUUUGUGUGUGGAUCAUGUGACAUCGAUAUUGACCAAUCAGGAAGCAGGAUUGAAUAACGUUGCAAUGAUCGUUGCUGUACUGAAGAACCCUAAUACAGCUGAGAUCAAGAAGACGGGAGUCAUUAAGAGAAGAAGCAAGGGAGCAAGGAUCAGGUUUGCUGUGGAGGAGGAGGAGGAAGGAGAAGGAGGAGAAAAGGAAGACCCAUCAGGUAGCUGUCUUGAUAAUAGACUAAAUGUCGGCAAUCAACAAACUAGCACUGCUCAAAGAACAGUAGAAGCAUUGAGUACCGAGCCAUCCAUCCAACAUCCCCAGCUUCCAUCUCUCGUCUCUGACCUCAUCCAGUCAUCGUUCCACCUAGUGAAGGACUCCCUACCUCAUCUCAACUUCCUAGCCCAGCUCGUCAAAACUUUCCCCACCCAAGGCACCAUCCGAACCUUGCUGAAAUCAGCAAGUGUGAAUACAGCCAGUGUUAAUCCAACUGAUGUGAAUUCAUUUGGUGAGAAUACAACUGAUGUGAACACAACUGGUGUGGAUACAUCUGGAGUGAACACAACUGAUGAGAAUGCAGCUGAUGCAAAUGCACUUUGUGUAACCCACCCAGGAAGUGACCCCACUAGCAUAGAUGCCGUAUCAACAGGAGAUGUACAAGAUAAGGAAGUAGCUGAGAGCAAGUCAUUAAGUGAGAAUGACAAAGAUCAACAAUUAAGUAGGACUAGUGAAGAUGUGAAGAGCACUGAGGAUGCCGGAGAAGAGGAUGAGGAAUCCAAAAAGGGUAAACUGGAUGAGAAGGUGGAGGAGAACGAGGGGGUAGAAAAGCUGGAUGAUGUUAGUGAUGAUGAUCUUCUUCCGCUGAGAUGCAUCUAUUCAUUCCUGUUACCAUGGUUACUUGAUGUUGAGAAGGGAAGUGAUUUUAAAAAGCAGGAGAAGGUGUUAAGAUUGGGAGCUGUCCUUGACAUGACUGUUGCAGUUCUCUUAACCAUCAACGAAGAGAAUCGGAUCUUGGUUUUCGAUGCUGUGUGCCUCAAAGCGGAGACGUCGCAACUUCUCCAUCUCACUAUAUGCAAGAUGAGAGAUAAACCCGAGCUAUCAUGGACGAUGGAUGCUUGGCUUCAGUCGGAUCUGUUUGGUCAGAAGCUCCUACCAAUCCAAGAUGAACUGUGCCGUCUGACUCUUGAAGGGCAGCUUGAGUACAGCUCUGUAGGAUGGAAGCUCAUCUCCCUGGCCCUUUCCUCCGGCAAACAUGACGAGCCACUGAUUGGAACCACUUAUGCUGAGCUGCUCCUCGUUGGAUUUUACCAUGCCCUUACCAGACCAGAUGUUGUUGCCAAGGCAACCCAAUGCAUCAGCUUCAUAUGUGAUGUGACCACCAAUUUCUUUUCUGCUGUUAAGGGAUGUAUUCAUCUCUCAUCCUCCACUGACCUCUUACUAGCCAUCUUUCAACUGGAAUGCAAAAAUGCUCACAAUCUAUCAGGAUCUUUGAAGGAGAAAGUACGUCAAACUUGGGUUCAAGGAGUGCAAUCAUUAGUAAAGCAGACUGGUGGGUUGCUCACCGAUCAAGGCUUGCUUGUCAGGACUACACAGUGGAUCAAACAAACACUGAAUGACAAAGAAGGGAACGUACACCAGUUUGAGGAGUUGGGGGCAUCCACAAGUGCCUUUUUGGCAGCCAUCUUGGAUGGGUUACCUAGCAACCAUGAAGAUAGUUGUCAGGAUGUAUUGAAGACCCUAUUGGUGUCUGUGCUUCCUUCUGAUACUGAGUGGGAUAGUCAGAGACGGGAAUUAGCCAAUCAGUGGAUAUCCUCUGCAGUGAUUGGUCAGCAGAUGACCCAGUACAACCUUUCACCUUUGACCUCAGCCAACAAAACCAAUGCCCCACAAGCAAUGAAACUCGCUCUUUUCGUCAGUACGCUCAUAUCAGAACUGGCCAAAAAUGCUCCAACAGUUCAUCCAGUUUUACAAGAAAAUGAUGAUGAAGUUGGAGAAGAGGAUGAGGUUAUUGCCUUGAAAAUGAGUUGGUUGCCAUGGCAAUGUGAAGCCCUGCAAUCUGCCAUCACUGAAGUGAUGUAUAUGAGAGAGUGGUGUCAGGCGAUGACUGGAUUUGAAGCAGCUCCACAGAAGUUGGCAGCUGGUACGGCAGUCAUUGCGUCAUCACCAGACUACUGCUACCUAUAUCCACAGACCUUGGGGCAGGCAACAGACGGCAUCUGGGAGCACCUGACACAACCCGAGUGGCAGCAGCUGUUUGGCCACAUACUUGACAGGUCUCUGAAAUCUGGUGGCCUUUGGUCAUAUGUUCUCCACUGCUUUAUUGAGAACAACUACAAACACAAUAGUGACAAGGACCGAAUAAGUAUCUGGCAACCCAUGGACACACCAACACAACCAUGGCUUGAGAUUUCCAGUGAGGAGAUACUGCAGACAGUAGAGAGACUGGUGCCUCAUUUCAAUGAUAGGCAUUGCCAGGAGCUUGCUGAGUGCCAUGCUGGGAUGCUGAUGUCAUGUGAAGGAGAUCAGAUCACCAGUCUGUGUGCUAUAUCGAACCUGGCAAUACUAAUCAGAUGUAUCACCAUGAAUCGUCAUGGAGUCUUGCCUGACAUUGCGUUGAGUAGUCUAAGACAGCUUCAACACUGGAGAGAGAAAUCAAACUCUGUCUUCCUUUUCAGUGGGGAGGAGCUGGAAGGGGCCUCUUCAGAACUGCUUUGUCUCAACAUCAAGAUGGUGCAGCUAGUGACUUGUAUUGUUGAGAAGAUCCCUGCGGAGCUGGAGUCACAUGACUGGGACUUCAUCCUUUGUUCUCUGAUUGCUUGGGUGCAGGCAUGCAGUGAAAACACAUCCAAUGUCCAGUCCUCAUCAGUCUUAGCUGCCACCCUGUUUGCCGCGACCUCUGACCUUUUGUCCAUAACGUCCAGGCUCUUUGGACAUUCCGAGAGAUCGGCCAAGCUUCCAUCUGGCCUCCUGACUGAGUGGAGUGAGUUCUUUAGCGAUGGUGCUUACAGCGUCUUCCUGCCAGCAUUCAUGCAGCUCUUGGAGCAAGAGAGUGUAUGGAAUGCUGCUGGUAUGGAUUCAGCCCCUCUUCUACAUGCCCUGUGCGAGGCUGCAGCUUACACCCCAACGGAGCAGCUGAAGGGACAUUGCCUUCCCACCAGACUACAGCCAGGAAGCACAAGACAUGUCCCUGACACCCUUCACACUCUGCUAAAUCACCUAGUGGCUCUUCUUACUAAACCGUACAGACCAGUCCAGAUGGCGGCUUUUAACAUGCUACAGAGGGUAAUGCCAGAAUUUGCCAGGUAUGACGAAGAGUAUCUGCAGGUCAAGAACAAAACACAGGCGGAUGAUGAGGAUGAGGCACCCAGUAUCUUGCCUCCGACUGGCCUACAGAAACUGCUAGACUCCUCUACAGCCUUCAUGGAAGCUCUUCUCCAGGACAUACCCGUAGGCGAGUGCACCAUUGUAGAGCCUGGCUCCGAAGCCUACAUGCAGACCUCUUCAUACCUGCUGGCAUGGAAGCUGUACUUGACAAUUUUUCGAGCCGCCACGAUGGAGGUAAGAGCACAGUACUCAUCCUAUCUGAAGCAGACAAAAGGAAUUCAUUCUUUACUGGAGAGUCUCUUCUGUCUUAUGCCCGAAGAUCCAACCUUAGAGAGGUCAACGACCCCUAGCAAGGGGUCACAGGUGACCAUGUUUAGCAAGCCUCCGGACUUGACCCCUAAAGCCACCCACGUGAAGGUGAAUGAGGUCCAGCACCUUGCCUGCUCGGUCUUCUUCAGUCUUCUUCAGGAUGUACCAGCUAUCGCCAGACAAUGGUGGACAUUGCAGGACAGAAGAAUAGCCCCAUAUGUUGACAGGUUCACCACCAAGUUCGUCAGUCCCUUGCUAUGUGCGGAGGAGAUCCGCUCUGUCCAAGAGAACCCCAGCACGGCCGAGAACAUGACCGUCAAGGCCCGUCUGUCCACCCGAGAGGUCAUCGCCACCUACUCCAUGCAGGAGCUCAACAUUGAGAUGAUGAUAACCCUGCCGGCCAACCAUCCCCUAGGACCCAUAGAGGUGGACAAUCGACGCAAGGUGGCUGUAGGGACAUCGCAGUGGCGUCAGUGGACGUUGAUGCUGACCACCUACUUGACCCAUCAGGUACGUUUAUUGAUACUCGUGUCACAUUUUCAUUGUGAGAGACUGACAUGGUGUGUGUUUGGAAUACUCCCUAGGGAGUGGAGGAUGUGCAUUCAUUGUGUGCGGGAAACACUGAUUUAUUCAGAUGACUUAGCAAUUAUGAUUUGUAUGUCCUUAAUAUUAAGUGCCUUAUAAAAGCAGGAUUAUUAUUAUUAUUAUUCAAGUUUGUCUCAUUUGAUGAGCAAAUUGCUGAAAAUUCAUCAAAAUCUGAUAAAAAAUAACAAAAUUCUUGAAUAUUAAAUAUUAAACUCUUUUUUUUUUGCAACUGAUAUUACUGAGCAGCAUGUGGCCAUGAAUAUGCAAUAAAUGGAACGAUAAUGCCAUAUCCUCUAGCUCUUUCCCCUUUUUAUGAUUUUAUUGAAAAUUUGAAAUGAACUCGUAAUUGGCUCAAAUGUAUGUAUGUCGCCCGAGUAACAAAAUGAUGAUCUUUGAAGCAAUAUUCUGUGUGGACAAUAUUCUGUGUGGACAAAAUUUGAAUAAACCUAAUUUUGUAUGAUACUGUACAACAGACCCUCAUUGCAUAUUCCUUGAGACAUGAAUAUAAAUUUCACCGAAAUAGGGCCUAAUGCAACAUUUUAAGAAACCAUAUUUUUUUCUACUCAUUUCCAAUUAUUAUCAAUUUGUCAGUGUUUUGUUUGUUUCACUUUACUGUUCGAACCGUAUUAUUUUCUUCAGCCUGGAGUACCCCUUUAGGAAUAGGUAUAUAGCGGGGGAAGUUGAUUAGUGCCAAGAUAUAUGAUCCUUUUCAAAGAUUUUUCUUCCAAGAUAUAUCAUGUAUUUAGAUGUGUGAAGACAUUUUUUAUGAAUAGACCCUACAUUAGAAAGAAGAAAAAUAGCUGAUUAAAUUUAUCGCAUGAUAACCAUCAUUGGCAAAUACUCUAUCAUGAGCAUGAUGAGUGAAGUCUGUGAAGAGCAUUUGCAAACAAUAGAAACUGAUGAAAAGUGGGAUUGCAUUUUUUUACAGAAUCUCCAUCGUAAUAUCGUGAUAGGCAAUUUUUUAGAUCUUUUUAAGUUUAUUCGAUAUUUUUAACAUUAAAUUAGUAAUACUACCUGCUGCCAUUUCAUGUUUAAAAUGUAAUAAUAAUUCAAUUUUGUAGGCCUAUAUGAUAAUGAAUUACAUUCCUUUACCCUUUCCUAUAGACAAGAUUUUAAACUUGUAGGAUGUGCAAAUAAUCACAUUCAACUAAAUCUAAGUUAAAUCUAGAUCACUACCAAGACUACGCACAAAUUAUAGAUUUUGCCUAACUCUAAUCCCCUAUUAAACAACAGCUUUCUCUGCAUUCUUCGCGGUAAUUCUACCCAUGUUGUUAAGAGCUGAUUUGUUAAUGGAUAAUACUAUACAGAUUGUGAUGUCAAGCGUUGAUCUCAGAUGUAAAUAAUUAUAGCCAUCGCGGCGAGACUACCGGUUGUAACAGGGGCCCUUUGUUAGCGCAGUGUUAGUGAAAUGUUACUGUAACAGCGGCUAGCAGCAUUUCUGUGCGGCCGAUACAGGAUGAUAAACAAGAGUCAAGUUGAUAUCAUCCUGCGAUUAAUAAAGAAUAGUGAGUGAAUGACAUCAUUAGCUUAUCUGCAAUAUAUUUGUAGAGAUGUAUUUGCACUUCCCAUGGUGCAACUCACCAGCAUAGAAAAUCAUGAGGGCGACGAGCAAUUUUGCCCUCGUGACAGCCCCUAAAAUUCCCUCCAACUGCAUGCUUUGGGGCGAACAUUUUUUUCUAAAGUCGCCCCAAGAUUUGUCACAAACAAUAUUCAAGAUUAUUUAGAAAAUCAAUAUUCUCACUGUGGCAGAAUAAAGAUAAUUUGCUCUUACUGCAUAAUUGCUUGUUACCCCUAAAAAGUAUCACUAAGAAUGUAAGAAAUAGCCCCCAAAUUCUUGCAAUGGCCCAAAUAUGG